This is a messenger RNA of Brassica oleracea var. oleracea, 1690 nucleotides long. RefSeq names its product probable serine/threonine-protein kinase At1g01540. NCBI's taxonomy places the organism in Eukaryota, Viridiplantae, Streptophyta, Magnoliopsida, Brassicales, Brassicaceae. Gene Ontology annotation, molecular function: ATP binding; protein kinase activity. Bases 154 to 1545 code for a protein of 463 amino acids. Gene Ontology annotation, biological process: protein phosphorylation. The record is from RefSeq and is a predicted model, not a curated record. The transcript is spliced from 7 exons.
CAUCCCACAGACACAAGUUCACUGAAAACCCCUCUUCUUUUAAAUUCCCUUUCUUUUUUCCCUAGAUUCCGUGAUUUCGAUUCAACACUCGAUGCGGUGACAAUUAUAGAUUUUGCCGGCAAAGUUUUUGUUUUUGCGAAGAAACAGGAAACGAUGUCGGUGUUCGACGCUGCUAUCGUCAACACGGAGCUUUCCAAACCGACGUCGAUCUUCGGUCUCCGGCUAUGGGUCGUCAUCGGAAUCUUACUCGGAUCUCUAAUCGUCAUCGCCCUCUUCCUCCUCUCCCUCUGCCUCACCUCCCGCCGCAAAAACCGCAAACCGCGAGCCGACUUCGCCUCCGCCGCCGUGGCAACGCCGCCGAUUUCGAAGGAGAUUAAGGAGAUCGUUCCGGCGCCGGCGGAGAUCCAGGUGGACAUAGGGAAGAUGGAGCACCGAGUGGUGUUCUCGGAUCGAGUGUCGAGCGGGGAGAGCAGAGGAACGGCGAGUGCGAGCGAGACGGCGUCGUAUUCGGGGAGCGGGAACGUGGGGCCGGAGGUGUCGCAUCUGGGAUGGGGGAGGUGGUAUACUCUGAGGGAGCUGGAGGCGGCGACGAAUGGGCUGUGUGAGGAGAAUGUGAUCGGAGAAGGCGGCUACGGGAUAGUGUAUCGUGGGGUGUUAACCGACGGUACUAAAGUCGCGGUCAAGAACUUGCUUAAUAACAGGGGACAGGCAGAGAAGGAAUUCAAAGUAGAAGUGGAAGUGAUUGGGCGUGUACGGCACAAGAAUCUCGUUAGGCUUUUAGGUUAUUGCGUUGAAGGUGCUUACAGGAUGCUGGUGUAUGACUUUGUGGAUAAUGGCAAUUUGGAGCAAUGGAUUCACGGUGAUGUUGGUGAUGUCAGUCCUCUAACGUGGGAUAUUCGUAUGAACAUUAUACUCGGGAUGGCUAAAGGAUUGGCGUAUCUACACGAGGGUCUUGAACCAAAAGUGGUACAUCGGGAUAUAAAAUCGGGGAAUAUAUUGCUUGAUCGCCAAUGGAAUGCUAAGGUUUCGGAUUUUGGACUUGCUAAGCUCUUGGGUUCCGACAGCAGUUAUGUGACCACCCGUGUCAUGGGAACCUUCGGUUAUGUAGCGCCGGAAUAUGCAUGCACCGGAAUGUUAAACGAGAAGAGUGACAUCUACAGCUUUGGAAUAUUAAUCAUGGAGAUCAUCACUGGUAGAAACCCUGUUGAUUAUAGUCGCCCUCAAGGAGAGACGAAUCUAGUGGACUGGCUGAAAACAAUGGUCGGAAACCGAAGAUCAGAAGAAGUAGUUGAUCCGAAAAUAGCAGAACCACCAUCCUCAAAGGCUCUUAAACGAGUGUUGCUAGUUGCUUUGCGUUGUGUGGAUCCUGAUGCAAACAAGAGACCUAAAAUGGGACAUAUCAUUCAUAUGCUUGAAGCUGAAGACUCACUCUAUCGCGAUGAACGCCGAACAACAAGGGACCAUGGAAGCCGCGAUAAGCAAGAGACAGCGGCUAGUGAAAGCGGGGAGAGCGGUUCACGGCAUCAUCAGCAAAAGCUAAGAUGAAAAAGGGAUCAUUUUAAGUGACUUUGCUUCUCACACACGACCACUUCCAUUUCAAUUGAUUCUUAUUAUUAUUAGUUUUGUGUCACAUUCACAUACAUAAAUAUUUUUCAUUCUUUGGCUCUUGAGUUACGUCUAAUUAACCUUU